AUGAGAGGUCAACAAUUCGCCGAAAGUGAAUCAGUGCUAGAUCCUAAAGGGCUCCUGACGCUGAAAUGGCGGGUGGACUAUGUUGCUCAGAUAAUUCAAUUUCAAGUAAAGUUUUCCGAUAAAGCUCCAUCUAUCAACUGGUUUGCUCUAGGAUUUUCCGAUAGAGGGGACUUGGAAAAUUCUGAUAUCUGCCUGGUUUGGACCGAUUACACAAGGCGCGACCAUUUCGAGGAUAUGCAUGCCGAUAACAAUGGCAAAUUGUUUCGCGAUAUUCACCAAAACUGCGAUAAUUUCCAUGUAGAUUCUAAAAGCAAAAGUAUCGUUUUUGAACGCUCUUUUGAUACUUGCGAUAGAGAUGAUUAUGUUAUAGAGGAUGGAACUGUUCAUGUCGUGUGGGCAAGAGGCGACGACAAACUAUUUUCUUCUCAAGGCCUUUGUAUAACUUGUACUUCGCCAUACAAUCACGGAUUUAUUCGCGUCAGACUUUUAACUCCACCGUCCUCGCCGCAGCGGCCCGCACAGCAGUUGCGAAUAAACAACAGAGACCUAAAAGUCCCAGGAAGUGACACCACGUACUGGUGUAAAGUGGUCAGAAUUCCGGACUUUAUUACCGAAACAGUUCAUCAUAUUGUCAAGUUUGAGUCAACAAUAACCAAAGGUAAUGAAGGGCUGGUACACCACAUGGAAGUAUUUUAUUGCGACGCUGAUCCUAAUGUAGAGAUUUCUAUGUACGAAGGCAACUGCUUCUCAUCAAAAAGGCCUGAAUCGACAAAAGUUUGUUCAAAGGUGAAAGCAGCAUGGGCGAUGGGGGCUCCCCCUUUUACAUACCCAGAUGAGGCGGGACUGCCUUUGGGGGGACCGAGAGCGAAUAAAUACCUCAUGCUAGAAGUACACUAUAAUAAUCCUGAAUUGAGAAACGAUUGGGUGGACAGUUCCGGCAUAAUUCUUCAUAUAACAGGAAACCGACGGAAAUACGACGCUGCAAUCAUGGAGUUAGGUUUGGAGUACACUGAUAAAAUGGCUAUUCCGGGAGGACAGGAAGCAUUCCCACUGACAGGGUAUUGCAUACCACAGUGUACUGGAGUGGGUCUCCCUGAAGAAGGUAUCAUAGUGUUCGGCAGUCAGUUGCACACUCAUCUCACCGGAGUCGCAGUAUGGACUCGACACUCCCGGCAAGGGGCAGAGCUGCCUGUGCUCAAUAAAGACAUGCAUUACUCUACACACUUUCAGGAAAUAAGGAUAUUACACCGACCAGUUAAAAUACUUCCUGGCGAUUACUUAGAGACAACUUGUAUUUACAAUACAAAAGAUAAAGAAAAUGCUACAAUCGGUGGUCACGCCAUCACCGACGAGAUGUGCGUCAACUAUAUGCACUACUACCCGGCCACGGAACUUGAAGUUUGCAAAAGUGCUGUUUCUAAUAAAGCUUUAGAAGAUUAUUUCAAAUUUGAAAAAAAAUGGGACAAUAUAUCCAUAUCAUUCACAGCGGCACCUCGCGCCAAUUAUUUGGCUAUCAAACCUUGGACUCCUUUAAGAGCUAAAGCAUUACAUACACUGUAUACUGAAUCAACUAUUUCAAUGCAAUGCAAUAAAUCUGAUGGAAACCGAUUCCAGGGUGAUUGGGAAGGUAUUAAAAUUCCGAAAAUUAAACUGCCGCUUCCUGAGAAAUUAAGCUCAUGCUCAUUGGAUAAUGUAAUA
This is a messenger RNA of Brenthis ino (lesser marbled fritillary), 1698 nucleotides long. The record is from the annotation of a GenBank genome assembly. NCBI's taxonomy places the organism in Eukaryota, Metazoa, Arthropoda, Insecta, Lepidoptera, Nymphalidae.